Molecule: messenger RNA, 2529 nt
Organism: Triplophysa rosa
Lineage: Eukaryota; Metazoa; Chordata; Actinopteri; Cypriniformes; Nemacheilidae
Product: kelch-like protein 20
Exons: 11
Coding region: 129-1994 (621 amino acids)
Molecular function (GO): protein binding
Source: RefSeq, a predicted model, not a curated record
AACAGUUCCAGGUCGGCGGGUGGCGCUGUUGGUCAAUGUGUUUCUACCAGCGCCUCAUUCGAGCUUUAAAGAAGAAGACAUGGCAUCACGACUUGUCAUAAACAGUUCGAGCCUGAUUUAGUUUCGAGAUGGAAAUCAUGGCUGUGAAUCUGUCUGCCACAUCACCGUCCACUUCAACUCUGCCUCCAUCUCCCUGUGUGGAGGACCCUGGUUUCCCUCUCUCGUCUCUGGACAGUGAAGACUAUGUGUUUGUGGAGGCUCGGCAUCCCAACAAAGUGUUGGAAGGCUUGAACAGCUUACGGCUCAAUAAAGCCUUCUGUGACGUGACUCUGUGCUGCGGAGGGCAGGAGUUUCCUUGUCACCGCAUCGUACUGGCCUCUUUCAGCUCUUACUUUCAGGCCAUGUUCUCCACUGACCUGAUGGAGUCACGGCAGGAACGGGUGGCCAUCAACGGUGUGGAGCCGCAGAUGAUCGGCAUGCUGGUGAGCUAUGCCUACACGGCAGAGGUGGUGAUCUCCAAGGCUAAUGUUCAGGCGCUGCUGGCGGCUGCUAAUCUGCUGGACGUGAUGGCCGUACGGGAGGCCUGCUGCAGGUUCAUGGAGCGUCAGAUGGAUGAAAUGAACUGCGUGGGCAUUCACUGUUUUGCCGAGGUACACUCGUGCAGACAGCUGGAGCGACGCAGUAUGGAAUACAUCCAACAGCACUUUAGCACCGUCUGCAAACAGGAGGAGUUUCUUUCUCUUUGUGCCGAUAAACUGACUGAGAUCAUUUCCAGUGACCAUCUGAAUGUGCCAAAAGAGGAGACUGUGUUUGAGGCGUCCAUGCUGUGGCUGGAGAAGAACUCUUCAUGCAGACAGAGCUUUGAAAAGGUUCUCGAGCACAUCAGGUUGCCUCUCAUCAGUCCAUACUACAUCCAUGAUGUCAUCGAGACUCUGGAUGUGGUGAAGGAAUCGCUCAAGUGCCAGAAACUCAUCUCUGAAGCCAAGGAUUAUUUACUGCUGCAGGACCGCCGAGGAGAGCUAUACAGCCCCCGAGCACGACCCCGACGCUCAACAGGCACAGCGGAGGUGAUCGUGACGGUCGGUGGAGAGGAUGAUAAGGUUGUGUUACGCAGUGUGGAGAGUUUUGAUCCUCUCACCAGCCAGUGGAAGAGUCUGGCCUGCCUGCCCUUCGCUGUCAGCAAGCACGGCUUAGUCGUGUCAGGCUCUGUGCUGUAUUUAGCUGGAGGAGAGUUUCCAGACGGUUCUGCCAGCAGAGAGAUGUGGCGGUAUGACCCGUGUUUUGACUCCUGGUUAGAGAUGGCACCCAUGAACGUGGCUCGGUCAGAAUUGGGGUUGGUGAUGUUAGAUGGAUAUGUGUUUGCUGUGGGCGGCUGGGAGGGUCGUUCUCGUCUCGAUUCAGUUGAGUGUUAUGAUCCUCACACAAACACGUGGCAGUUUAUGGAAUCGGUCAAGAUGGCAGUCACCAGUCCAGCUGUGGUGGCGCUCGAUGGCUUACUUUAUGUGACAGGGGGUGCCGUUUUAGAAGAUGGUGAUGGCACAGAUCUAGCACAAGUGUACAACCCUAAAAUGUGUGUGUGGACAGAGGUGGCACCCAUGCAGAUUGCUCGCUCUGGAUCUGCAGCCUGUACCUUGAAGGGCAAGAUUUACGUCAUAGGCGGCUGGCAUGCUUCCACUGAAAACACGGAUAAGGUUGAGUGCUAUGACCCAAAGACCAACAAGUGGACCAUGUGUGCUCCCAUGAAGGAGAGACGCUACCGACCCGGAGUGGCCGUGGUGGAUGGAAAGAUUUACGUUUUAGGAGGCGAAGAGGGAUGGGAUAGGUAUCAUGACACUAUAGAGCGGUACUGUGAGGAAUCAGACAGCUGGGAGAUUGUCGGUGAGAUGCCCACCAGUCGCAGCUGGCUCAGCUGUGUGUCACUGCAGCUGAGGAAGGACACUCACGCGGGCAGCCGUCCUGGCACGGCAUCCGAGACCGAGUUUCCUGUGGACUGAGAGUAUCCGGGCACCACCUGCAUUGUAACCGGAUGGGACAGAAGGCCGGGGGGAAGCUUUCAGGUGCCCGGCUGGAUGCCGUUUAGUAAAGGCAGUGGUCCGACCCUGUCACUGAAGGGUCUUAAGAAAAAACCCUGUGUCAUACGCUGUUCUUCAGUCCGUCCUACAGCUGUAGUGUGAGACUGGACGGAAUGCUUGAUCUGUGGUCAUUGUGUGUGUGUCAGCAGUACGUGGCGGCGUGUACACAGUAUCAGUGUAAUGUGAUGUUAAAGUGGCCUGCAGGGUUUCAUGCGCUGAGAAUCAUGAUUGUGAAUGUUGUUUCCUGAAAGUGUUGUAGUGAAUAAUUUUGUACUUUUUGUAUGGUAUUUUCUUUUUGUAUUUAUUAGAUGUUUUUUGUUGUGCAUAGAGAUUUGUGAUGCAACUCACACACAAAAAACCCCAGAGAUUUGUUGACCGCUAUUCUUUAAAACACUAUGUAACAGGUGUAACAUCGCCUUAAGAUCACAUUAGAAUAAACAAAGCUGUCUACACUGGA